AGACCAGCGGUUGCUCCCAUUAGCCCUUCAGUUUCAAGAUGGCGGCGGCUCUUAGCACCGGUGAGUUUCCCGUUCAUGGCCUUUUACCCAAACGAGAAACCGGAGCCGACCGCUUUCUAGCUAAAUAUCCGGAGUACGAUGGACGUGGAAUUGUGAUCGCUAUUUUCGACACUGGUGUUGAUCCAGGAGCACCCGGCCUGCAGGUAGGACCUUAUGAUAACAUAAAAUUCUUUUAAGGGCAAUCAACUGUUCUUGUUCUAAAACAUUUUGACCUUUAGCUUAUAUUCUCCCCAUUUGUGGACUGUUUUUCUCGUUAGGAGAAAACAAGGAUCAUUUUAUUUUUAGCUUGUUUAUUCCUUUCAACGCAAAAGAUUUGACAGGUGUCAUUUUGGACAAACUUCCACUUGAGCUUUAAAAUUAAUUAUGCAUACAAUUUGGAGCCGUGUCAAGGUUUUUGGACAAUCCAGGCCACCAUAAAGGCUGCAUGUAACAGACCAACAUCAAGGCUCUUUUGACAGAAGGAAAAGGUUUCAAGAUCCUAUGGCAUUUUCACAGACAAGUUUAUUUUUCCAUCUGUUUGAUUUUGCUACAAUUUUAUUGUAUUAUUACAUAAGACUUAAGUCUAACAAACCAGUCUACAAACGUAAGUUCCGCAACUUCACCCUUUGCCCUAAUUUUAAUACACCUUCUGUUGCACCUGCAUCAACUGCUAAAUGCAAAGUAAACCCAGUGCAAAAAUUCUGCUCAUAAUACAAUGCUGUCAUUAGAUAAAGCGGUUUUCACUUGACUGUCGUAAAACACAAAGCUACUCUUGCUCGUCACGUGAGAAAAACAAAACCAAACCAAACCAAACUGUUUUCGAACGUGGCCUAUGAACACAGCUGUUCUUAGUAAGCAAGGGGAAAGCAUUCUUGUUUUAGAGGGUAACUGCAAGACAACCAGCUACACUAAGUUUGAACUAUAGGAGGAUUUGUAGGGGGCUACUUUCCUUGAGAGACCAGCUAGCCUUUAAUAAUGAAAGCCCUGAAAUAUGGUGUUUUUUAUGUCAAUUUUGGGUGAUAAUGUUUCUUUGAUAUCAUGCUCAUGGCAUAUACUGAUCACAAUCAUCUUUUCUUCUCUGUUUGCUAUGAUACUAUUUAAUUUGCAAUGAAGAGUGGCUAGAGGAGAGCUAUUAAUAUUAAUUUUCCUUCUAUACAACUGUAUGCAAGAUUAAACAGUGGUGUAAAAAAAAAUUAUCAGUGUGGUCAUAACAUGUGUAUGGUGUACUAUAGUGUACAUGCACAGAGUUAGUCAAGGAUGUAAAAAAUCAUAUCAGAGUGGUGAGAACUUUCAUUUUGUGAUAUCCAAUUAAAAAUUACGUAUUAGGAAACGCCGGAUGGACGACGUAAGAUUGUUGAUUUGAUUGAUGCCAGUGGAAGUGGUGAUGUUGAUACUUCUACCGUGUGUGAAGCCACAGAUGGUUACUUGAAUGGGCUGACUGGAAGAAAGCUAAAGGUUUGUUGUAUGUUUAUACUGAGUUCAUUCAUCUGUUAACUGCUAAGCUUACAAGUUAGAAUUCUUUAUCCUUGUCCAAGGGUUCUUAAUGUUUAAGCACAGUCUAACAUAAUUAACCAUUUCAUAAUACGUCAAAUACCAAAUUUCAUUGCUGAAAGCCUCCAGGCAAGCUGCACACUAAUAUAUUGGGUGUCCUGUGGUUCCUUGGGUGUCUUGUCACUGUUUAUAGGCGUUACAAUCUAAACUUUUGUAUCAGGAUGAUUUUUAGUAGAUAUGACCAGUGGUAUCAUUAUAAUAUUAAACAUAAAAUGAUCGUAACACACCUAUUAUGUCAGUCUCAUUGUGCUAAGUUUUGCAUAUUUUGGCAUGCACAAACAGUUUCAAAUUAUUUUUGUAUGACUGUAAACUGUUCAAUAAAGGCUGCCUAAUGAAUGUCAUAGACCUUAUAGGUUGCCAAAUUUUUAUUGCACAUUUUUUACAACUUUAAGUGAAAUAUUCUGAUCAAGGGCUACAUUCUCAUUCCAACUGCUUUGUCUUCCUCUGAAACAAGUGGAGAAUUUAGAGAAUGAUGUGCAAAGAGCCUUUUUCUACUCAACCCUUGAAUAAUACUUAUUUCAAUCAUUACCCCUUUAAUGUUAUUAUAAUUAUGAGUAAAAGAUUGUCUAUUCUUUAUACAGAUACCAGAUGACUGGGAGAACCCUUCUGGAAAGUAUCAUAUUGGAAUUAAAAGUGCGUACAGUUUAUUUCCAGCUAAACUGAAGGAGAGACGUGUGGUAAGUUACAAACUAUAGCAAAUCACCUGGGUAGUGUAGGAGCUGCUCGGAAGGUCUCUGCUAAUUGGUCGCAGGAAACAAUGACACGUCGUUCUCCCAACAAUUAUUGCUUUAGUAUUGUUCAGGGUCAGGGAAAUGCACCUUUGGCGACUUCUCUUCCUAGCAGCUGCUACAUGACCAAUCAUGUGGGAGCACAGAACCCCCAUCUCCCAUCUCUAGCACUGUUUAUCUGAAAGCUAGAACCAAGGGCAUGGCUGGGAUUGGGGGGUGAGGGAGGGGGGGGGAGAGGGGGAUAGGGUAUCUGUGACCCUAUUCAGGAAACAGUGAUUGUUAUAAAACAAACCGACAACAAUGUAGCCAUGCAUCAUGAAAAAAGCUGAUGAAGCUCUACAGAACUAGUGGCAUUUUUAACGAAUAUCCACUGAAGAAUCCUGAACACUGUGUUUUCAAAUUUAUAAGAUCUGAUGGGUUCAAGGGUGAUCCCAUCUUCUCAUAGGAUGAUGUCACUGAACCCCUUAUUGGCAAUCAUGUUUAUGCUAUAUACUCUCAGUCUUGGUUCUUGCUCUUGGUCCAUUGCUAGCCUUGUUGUUGUUUACUUUUCAGAAAGAGAGACGUGAUAAGCUUUGGAAUCCCUACCAUCAGGCAUGCAUGGCAGAGACAACAAGAAGGCUGGAUCAAUGGGAUGCAGAACACCCCAGUCCUUCUGCGGUAGGUUUAAUUUUUGUGUUCCUGUCAUUAGAAUUGCUAGUUAGACUUACAUUCCAGGGGAACAAGAGUGGCGCAGUGGUGUGAACAUUUCCUUCCCACCAUUGUGUUUCAUGUCUUGGUGUUGACGCCAUAUGUGGGUUGAGUUUUUUGUCAACUUGGUUCUUCCUUUGCUCUGAGAGGUUUUUGGCCUGGUACCUCCGUUUUCCCCUUUCUCCCAAACUAAAAUUUCCAAAUUCCAAUCUGACCAGGAAAGGUAGACGGAGAACCACUAUGUGGAUGUUGUCGAUAGAUGCUCUUGUUUGUUCUACCUGCAUAUAAACAUGCAAAUUGGUUGGUGGAAUGUUUACAUAAAAACAAAAGGUUAGUCAUUGAUAUGUUUUGAACACCCUUAAAAACAAGACAUCUAAAUUGGGGUUUAAAAUGUAAUUCAACAUUAUCUCAGAAGAUUUUCCGAGAAAUUUUCAGGGUUUGUUGCGUUACCAGCUGGAGGGACAACAUUUUCAAUUUUUACGGUAUUUUCAGUACACUGUAUGUCCUCCACCAUACUCUAAACUAUGACCCAUUACAUAGAGGUUAUGCUCAACGGUAUAGCCAGCACUUGUAUAAGGGUGGUGUGAAAACAACAUUUUAACCAAGAAAUGAAGAAAUUAUAGAGAAUGUGAAAGUGUGAAAAUGGUGAAGUGGGAGCAACAUAACUUUUCAUUCAUCUUUUUCUUGAUUCAUCAGCAAGAAAAAUUAAUCAAGGAAGAUCUUCAAGCUCAAGUAGAGAUGCUUACCAGCCUUGAUAAGAGCUACUCUGAUACUGGUCCAGUUUUUGACUGUGUUGUGUUUCAUGAUGGACACACUUGGAGGUUUGUAGAUAGUUAGAUAGAUACUGUUUUCAUUAGGGUUUCUCUUGAUAUUGUAUCCACAAAUAACAAUGCCACACAUGGCCCUCAACAAAAAUAAAACAGAUAAAAGUUAAUGAACCUUGAAAAAUAAAUUUAAAUCCAAGAAAGUCUUAUAUACAAAAAUAUAUAUAUAUUAUUUUCACAAGGAUUAUGUUCAUUAUCAAUAGCACACAUUAUCUCAGGUACGCUUGAAUCAGUUUCAGCGAAAAUGCACUGAUUGAAUGUGAUUCUUUGAUAUCUCUGGAGCUUGUUCCAGCUCCUAGCUGCUGAAAAGUUUAAAACAUUCUUGGCCAUACUAGUCCUAACUUUUGAGAGGAUCAAAUUAUGUUUUGGCCCCUUGUGUUUCUUGUAUUGUUAAGAUUGGUCGGAUGUAAUGCAGAAUAAUUGUUCUCUAUAGAUAGGGCACUCAUUUGUUACAUGGGCAAGUACAUGAAUGUGGAAGUGAAACCCACAGGCACCACAUGCUAAAUGUAACAUAUUGUUUACACUUUGUUGCCCACCACAUUGCUCGAUGUUGAACAAAUUAUGAGUUGGAUGAUGUUGAAGAAAGUUCAAUGUCAAUUGUACAUCAUUUUCAACAUUUCUCUUUACCACAGUUGUGAACAACACUGUGGCAUUCCUUUAGCUAUAUGGUUCAACACAUACUGUUGGACACAUGAUUGCUUCAAUGACUAAAGCUCUUUUAAUGUUGCCUCAUUAGGGCGUGUAUUGACACAUCUGAAAGUGGAGAUUUGGCCAGUUGUACUGUGUUGUCAAACUACAGGGAGUGUGGACAAUAUGCCACCUUUGGAAAAGAUGGUAAUACUGUCUAACAUUAUACUAACAUUGAAUGAUUAACUCACAGGCAAAGUCUCACAGUGACUUGAACUUUUCCUCAUCUUGUUUGAGCCUUUUUAGUACCCAAGAGACGGAGAAGGCUCCUUUAUUGUUGAGACAGGAUUGUUGUGUGGUGGUGAGGGGGACUUUCUGGGUGAAAAUUUUCUAUUUUUUAUUUUAUUAGAUUCGCCAAUUACUGGCAGGGACACUGCAACAGCAUGACGCCAAUUACUGUGGGCCCGUAACAGUCCCUCCCUCAUGAGAGAUAGACCACCACACCGGGGACUACGUCCCCUACUCUUUACGAACACUGUGUGGGUUCUUUAAUGUCCCACAGAAUUUAUAUAUGCAAGGUUCCUUAUCCGAGAAGACUAGAAAGUCUAACCGUUUGCAGCUGUCUUCAAAAAGGCAGUACUUUCUCCUCAGUAAUUUAAAGACCCUGAGUGUUGGUCUGGGUGGGACUUGAACCAGCAGCCUCCCGCUUGGAAGACAGGCGCUUAUCUAACUAAACUCACCGGGUGCCGGUUUUCUGGAAAGUUAUUGUCAAUAGUUAGCAGUAUGUUUUUAGCUUGGAUCUGUGGGUGUUAGAAUAACAGAAACAACCAGGCAUUAUCCAUUUAAUGGCAUAUAAUGGUUCUUUGUUGUUAUUAUAUCAUUUUCUUCAUGAUUUAUUUGAUUUAUUGGUAUUACAAUCUAUGGCACAAGAAAGUUAAAUUGAAUAUGUAUCAUAAUGUAUACACGUUUAAUCGACAUAUACCUGAUUAAAUGAAGGUUUCUUUGGGCAUUGGGCAAUUGCGCACUGGAAAAGCUAUUGUUUGGUGGUCACUCAAGCAAAUCAUUGCACUGAGUUCUGUAAAUGCAAACACCGAAUGCGCCAAAUUGUCAAAGCAACCUUGAUUGAAUAUUAAAGGUAUAAAUUAUGCAGAGUACUAAAUGAAUAAUAUUAAGCAUUCAAGUUGAUAUGUUUCAACCUGAAUACAUGUACUUAAUUCAGACUUAAAUGACUGGAUGCUUCCACAUUUUUCAGAUUUACUCAAUUAUAGUGUUAACAUUUAUGAAGAGGGCAAGGUAUUAUCCAUAGUGGCUAACGGAGGUGAGUUAAUAUGAACAGUUGUAAAAUAAUGACAUCACAUCUGACAAACCUCUUCAUAUUGAACUCCUAACCUUUAAGGCAAAGACCUUGAUUUAAGAAACAAUUAUUCCUUGCUAAAAAUCCACAGAUAUUGGAAGGAAAAUAAUUAGUACUGUAAAUCAACAAAAUCAUCUGAUGAAGACCUGCAGUACACAGGAGAAACAUUGUGAUCACUAUGUGACCGUCAUGAGACAAUUAAUGAUAAAGGAAACCCUUUAUACAUAUAUAAAGUGGAAUGAAUUUUUUUUCUGUCCCAUUUUAUAACUCACCAAGAAUAUGCUUUCUUUUGCAACAAGAUACCCUAAGUUGUCUAAUGACUGUUUGAGAGAAUUUUGAAUUCAAUAAAUCACUAGUCAAGGGUGUAAAACUUUUACAGUAGGACCUUGGCAACUUGAACUCGGAUAACUCGAACUCCCCGCUAACUCAAACUAAGGCCCAUUUCCCUUGGAUUUGAUCCUUUAUACUUUUCAGUCACUUUUACUUCGAUAACUCCAACUGGGAUACUCAAAUUCCCAACUAACUGGAACUAAGUUUUGUUUCCCUCGAUCAAAAUUUACCUUGGUAACUCGAAUUCUGGUUCUUGGAACUCACCAUGAAUGCCAUCCUGUUAGCUUUUCCUUACCCCUAAAACUAACAUGGCAGCAAUUUUUUUUUACUGGUUUUUAAUAAGUGCAACAAACAGAUCAUGUAUUUGACAGUCAUAAAAAUGCAUAAUCAUGUCACAAUUUCUGACUUGUACGCAGCUGUAUACUGAAGUGCUAAAAAUAUCAGUAAACUAUCAAAUUGAAUAUUACCAUGGGAAAUUGAAGAUUCAAUUGACCCCAAUAACUUAAACCCAUACUCACUCGAACUGUUUUUUGUUUCCCUUCAGGGUUUGAGUUACCAUUGUUCUAUUGUAUUAUUACUUAUGCAUUAUACCCCAGGAAUUGAUAUAUUGAUAACGUCAAACUUUCACGGGGAGAGUAAUAUUUUUUUAAUGUUCAAAAUGAAAAUCUGGGCUAAAAUUAUUUCAGACUAGUUUGAUUCUCUAUUUGCUGUACCAGAAACAAAAAAAGAACUAAAAGUUCAAAUUCAAAUUAGGUAGAGUCAGGGAUUACCGGUAUUGUUCUGUGUCUUACUUAUCAAUAUAAGAACGAGGAGGUAAAAAAAACUGAGAGACAAACAAGGCUGAAAUAAUUUUAACAGGGGAGAUCAGGGGAGCAAGGGAUGGUGCAGUGCUGAGAGUGUUCCCCUCCCACCAAUGUGGCCUGGUUCAAAUCCCGGCAUCAUGCAUACUUGGUUUGAGUUUGUUGUUGGUUCUCUCCUUUGCUAACAGAGGUUUUUCACCGGGUACUCCGGUUUUCCCCUCUCCUCAAAAACCAACGUUUUCAAAUUCCAAUUCAACCAGGAAUCAGGUAGACGAAGAACCACUUUGUGGCUGUGCUACCUCCAAAUCAUCAUGAAUUUCAUUUUGAACUGUGACAACUAUUUGUCAUUCAAGUAAUAAUACGUGUUUGUCAUUUAUUUACGAAGGUACCCACGGCACCCAUGUAGCCAGUAUAGCAGCCGGUUAUUGUGCAGAUGAUCCUGCACUGACGGGCGUGGCACCAGGUGCCCAGGUGGGUAAAGUUAGGUUCCAAUACAAAAGUACCACAUAACAGCUACAAGGGUAAUUCACUAAUUUUCCACUGGCUGAGUGUAAUGAAAGAAGUGGAAAAUGUUUUUCUCGCACACCACUGGGGGCCUGCUUAUAGGUCAUCCGACCGAAAGGGAGCAGUUGCUUUUGUUGUGUCUGCUAUUACUGACCUUCCCACCCACCCACCCUAAGAUUUUAGUUUUGUAGGCUGUUUAAAUGUAAUGUGCAACUUUGUAAUUUUGUUGUUUUUGUUGGUGUCUCAAAUGCACCUUUCUAGGGGUAUGUUAUGUGUAGAUUUUUAUGAAUUUGGAAUAAAGGUCAGGCUGCAGCAGUCAGCUUGGCAUGGCUACCAGUGGUGUGUGAGAAACAAUCAUACUUCAAGUACAUGAAAUUCUCUUGGGGUCCAAAGCACUUUAACCCAUUCGCUCCUGAGAAUUUCUGCCAAAAAACAUGUUUUGAAGCUGGUCACUGUCUGGCUAUAAAGAGCUAAAACUUACGUAAAAGCCAUUUACAGGUCACGCACUUUGAGGCCUUCUGUUCCAGAUGCAAAAUAUCAGCUUCCAAAAAUUGGAUGAGUGCAGAUCUUGAGAGCAAAAUUUUUUAAAUGAUAGUUUUUAAGUAUAAAGGGCAGAAGUCUCGGCUUUUACCUUUUGCUUUCCCUUCUUCCCACAUCUUUCACUUUUUGUGCCCAUUUUUUAUACUUUAUUUAUUUUGAGAGACCAGAAGAAAUUGCGAAAAAUCCCUUUGAAAUUUAGCUUGCGAAAGCUGAUUCAGGUGCUCAUAUUAAAGAAUCACAAAAAAAAUCGGCAGUACAAGUUUUCAAACAAAAACUGUUGGUAUAAACAUAUUCAGUUCAAUAAGCGCUAAUUUUACAUAUAGUGUUAAGUAACAUAAAUCUGCUACAUUACUUACUUAUGAGACAAUAUUCUGAUACUGAACACAAGUUUGGGUUAACUGUGUAUUUAUCAGAUUUUGUCAGUGAAAAUUGCUGAUACAAGACUGGACACAAUGGAGACAGGAGCUUCCAUGGUGAGAGGGGUAGGUACAGUAGUUUUUUUGUAUCUAACAUUAGUACCGACAGAUGAAAAGAAGAUGUGCUACCAUGUACAUAAUGCAUAUAUUUAAUCGUUUCACUUGUCUGUUGUGCUUUAAAGUCAUACUCUUCUUCUUGGAGGAAGGGGAAAGUUGACUCUUGUAGACCUAGUACAGGGACUUUUGUAUCCUUGGUUAUGUUAAGUUUUCACUUCACUGUUAACUGAAAACCUGUAAUGGUAUUGACAAAAAGAACUUCCUGGACAUUUAAUUGUACAGUAGGAAAAUUUUCAUUUGAGAACUGAUUUUUAUAUUAUUCUAAUAAUUAAGUCUUCUUUUUUUAUCUGUAGUUGAUUGCUGUCCACAAGUAUAAAUGUGACCUUAUCAACAUGAGCUAUGGAGAGGCCUGCCAAUGGCCCAACUCUGGGUAAAAACAGCUUUUCGUUUUUAGAAACUUGUAUUCUAGAAAUAAAGCUUCACUUGUUUUUCUUUGUGGUUCUUUUGCAUGUUUUUCUUUGUGUUUCUUUUUUUGGCAUGCACGUGACAUGAACAUGUCAUUGUUUUAGCAUAGUGUUUUCUAUGUUGAUAAAAAUAAUGUGCAAUGCUUUAAUAAAUAAGUAUUGUUGAUUUGAUGUGGUUAUACAUGUACUCUUGAAUUCUCCUCCAUUCUUUAUCCUUUAGUUCGUUUUAAUUAUUAUCAUAUGACCUUUAUAACUGCUUAACCACUGAUAUUUCAUGGAAACUUUGAUGCUGGUUCCUGUGGAAUGGUAAAGUUUGGGUGAGCAUAACACCUCCUGGAAGCAGAAAGAGUGUCUACAAUUGGAACUAGCUGGUUAUUAAAUGGGAAUGGUUCUUGUAAGCAGAGAGGUCAAUCAGGGUUUUGUAAUGGUGGUUAUGAGAAAGGAAUUAGUCAUUAGGAGUGUCCAUUAACGGAAAGCUUUGACCAUAGUGGAAUUUUAUUUCCUUCUUUCCCAAAUUAUUUGCCGUUGUUUAAAACUGACAUAUUUGUGUAAUGUACAUUUUUUACCCAGCCGAGUUAUUGAAUUGAUGAAUGAACUUGUGGACGAGCAUAAAGUAAUAUUUGUGUCCAGUGCUGGUAAUAAUGGCCCUGCUCUAUCCACGGUGGGCUGUCCAGGAGGAAGUGCAGAGUCUAUUAUCGGUAAAUUUAACUAGGUUUUACUGUGAAACUCACAGAACUGUGAACACCAGAAAUAUUUAUGGAAUGUUAUUGUGUUGCGAGAAAUAAUCCAAUAAGCCGCGAGAUAAUUAAACCGCAAGCAGCAACGGUAAUUAAUUUGUGGUUUUGAGGUUUGCUUGCAUAUCCUGAACUUUGUUGUGAUUGGCCGGUACACAAUCGACAUUCCUGAAAUUUUUAAGGUGUUCACGGUUUUCUGAGUUUGACAGUAAGUCUGUUUUUAAAUGUGAAAGUGAGUGGUUGUAAGGGGAAGGGAAUGGGGAUGGGGAAAUAGCCCAAGAGUUUGCCUGCAAGCCAGUUUGUGAGGGAGGGGGUGAGGGAGGUGAAAGUUCUCCAAGUGCUUCACAGACUGUGAGACAUUUAAAGGUCUCUAAUUAUCGGGGAUCAUAGUCUGUGGGCUUCCAAUAUAUUUGAUCGUACUGUUCACAGCUAGUUGUUUUCGUUCUCAGGUGUUGGUGCCUAUGUGUCCCCAGAUAUGAUGGCUGCUGAAUAUUCAUUACUAGAAAAACUACCAGGAAACCAAUAUACUUGGUCCUCCAGAGGCCCUACGUAAGGAGAGCUAUAUGAAUCAUUAGAACUAUAUUGGCAGAGUUUUAUAAAUCAUUAGAACUAUAUUUAUUUGGCAGAGCUUUACAGAUCUUUAGAACUAUAUCCGCAGAGCUUUGCAAAUCAUUAGAACUAUAAUGUGCAGUCCUUGAGUAUCUUUUAACGAAUUUUAUAAGGCAGUUAGUUACACGUGUAUAAAAUGAUAUGGUGCUCCCUUUUAAGCCAUUUACAAAGAAACAGACAGCUUUCCUUCAAAUAGCUUUAUAUUCUGGGUCAAUAUUUCUUGAGACGUGAAACAAUAAGCAAACAAGACGGGAAACGCUCAUACGAGGGGUUUGUUUUUUACCUGAGAUGUGCUUGUUUACUCGCAUUGUAUGUAAGACACAUCUUAUCUUUGCUUGUGUAGAUGGCACGUUUGGGGAUGAAAUUUUUCAAAGUGAUAACACCAUUCGACAACGAAACCUAGUUGACAGAGUACCACGGCAUGGAAGCAUUUUUGUUUCAGUAUUUUACAAAAUCAAACUUAGUAUUUGGCCUUUUUCAAUGGUUUAUUUUUGUCGUGGCAGAGUCCUAGAUGAUAUAUCCGCCAGCCUUGGAGUUCUUAACCAAUUUUAAUAAUUGAACUUACAGUUUGUAUGUCUUGCAGGACAGAUGGAUAUUUAGGAGUAAGUAUAAGUGCGCCUGGAGGAGCAAUCGCCGCUGUUCCCAACUGGACACUCAGGGGCACCCAGCUGAUGAAUGGAACUUCAAUGUCUUCGCCUAAUGCUUGUGGAGGAAUUGGUAAUAUAGAGCUUUAGAAUUGGAGACGAGAACGAACACCAGUACGAGAUUUAACUUAAAGUUUUUUACGCGUGUUCUCAAAAAAGACACCCCGGAAAGCUUCAUUUUACUUUGUUUCAUCAAAAAACGUUUGUACAGUUAUUUAUGCUGAAGGAGGUUAAGCCCUCUCCCGAUAGCAAAAUGAUAAAACUUCUUACAUUAGAUGACUUGUUUCCGCCCCUACGACAUUCUCGUUAAAACUGGUAGUAGAAUGACGACGGCUAUCACGUUUUCCCGCCAAAAUGACGCUGGUUCACGCGAGAGCAAUACUCAGUAUUGAAAAAAUCUCGUACUCGUAGUCUUCCUCGUGUUAGAAUCUAAAGAUCUCCAUUAAAACCAUACACGCCCAUUCGUCACUUUACAACCUAGUAGGAAACUGGGUCGAAAUAAACUUUCGCAAAGACUUCUGGGACUGUUACUAGGGCUAGGGGGAAAUUGGCCAAUAGCUGAGCGGCGCCUCCCCUGUAACGAUCCCAGAAACAAUAGCGUGACGCAUGUCGAUUUCACCUCCCUUCUCGUUUCUAAAGUGAACAAUAAAGUCAGUCAUUACAUCUCUGAAACUUCAUACUCAAAGAAAACAAGUUUCUCGUGACGUCAUCAAUGUAUUUGUAUUCUAUAGAGCAUAGGCAACGACCAAUUGCAGCGGCCGUAGCAUUCACAUCAUUGUAUAAUAAAGAUUUGACAGGCGUAAAAGUAAAUCUAGAAAGGACGAUAUUGAGGAGAAUAGUAUCCAUCGCUAGACGAAUAUACAUCACAGGGUUCUAUCUUUUCUUGUUUACUUACCCUUUGAUGGUGAUCCCUUUAAUGUGCGUUUUACUUACUGUUUUCUCAUUUGUUUUGUAGCGCUUGUUCUUUCUGGACUUAAAGCAAAUUCCAUCCCAUAUUCUCCUCCGAGGUGAGCUAUUCCUUUACUCCUGAGCUACUUGUUAGGGGCUGUUUACAAGGAGGUGGGGGACCCCAGGUAGGUGAGGUAACCCGCUUGUCUAUAUAAUGUCUCAUAUGGUCACCCCACCUAUCAUGUAAACGUGAUCAAAUUAAAAUGAAUUUUUUUAGAACCGGGAAAAUCCCACCAUAAGCUGCUAGAUCUUUCGUUAUUUAGAGCAUUCUUUACUCGAAAACAGUUUUAAAACUUGAGAGUUGGACUUUAACUGCAAAGCUGUUUUUAAAGCUCACAUUACAUUUGCCUUCUAACAGCAUUCGCAGAGCACUGGAAAAUACCGCACUUCAGUUAGAAGGUACAGUACAAUGUGAUUCUUAUUGGCCAGGCUGAGAAUGAGACUGGGGCGAUAUUGUGUCGAAUUGUACUUAGUAUGAGACUGUACUGGGAACGCUGCUUCUCUCAUUGGCUGUUCCGAAGUUGCCCAGGAAACUGCUGGUUCAAAAUUUGUGCCCCAGACAGUUCCAUGAUGCAAUUUGACACAACCUCGAUCCAGACUGGAGUGAGCUUGUAUGGGAUAACGGUUGAUUAGAUUUCCGCUGAGCACGUAUCUGGCAUUGUCCCAGACGAUUUUGCACGGCCAAAUGACAUCAUCACCAACUUGCCCAAUGAGAGAGAGCCCGGGCUCGAGGUCGAUCGAAUAUAAAUGCACAAUCUUUGUUGAUACUAUCAGCUUUUUAAUCAGAGAUUGUGGAAACGCGUUCAAAGUUUUUGGCAGAAACAGGUUCCCUGAGUUUACAACUUAUUCCAAAAUGUUGGCAAAUUUAGUUUUUCUCUUGUCCUCUUGAUAAUUGACCCUCAGUGCCUUGUUUUAAGAGUUAAAAUCUUUUUAAUUCUGCAAAUGCAAUUGAGGCAAAGAGGACUUUAUUAACCUAAAUAUAAAAGAAAAGUAAUAUUCCUAUCAUGUGUUUGAGCCCAGACAAGCACAAGGGACAGAUAUACGACUUUCCCUACACCAGAAAAUUUUCCAUUUUUUCCAGCAUGAUAGGCGGAUUAGCUUUUCUUUCUUCGAACGCGAAUCUUACUGGUAUUAUUCUCCGUUAUCCCCAAACCCUAUCAUACGUUUGUAGGAAACUGCCCACCUACCCCUCCCCUAAGCCAACAUUUUGCCCUUUAAAAGUGAGAAGUAAGUGUUAAUGUUGGCUUAGGGGAGGGGCUGGUGGGCAGUUUCCCAGAAACGUGUAAUGAUCCACCCUUACUGUAGCCCCCUCAAAGGGAAAACAAAACCCCUCGACGUGUUUUCAUCAUUUGGUUUUCUUUUUUUUUCAGGACUUGAUAAGCUCACUCAAGGUCAUGGUCUUCUUCAGGUUUGUUUUACUAGUUUUCAUCUUUUGACGCCUAAAAUGGCCUGAACUUGACAAGGCGACAAUUCGUGUGACGCGACUUAACUCUUUAAAAUAUUUUAUGGUAAAAGUACAUCUUCUGUGAAUCCAAAAUCGAGAUUUUUAUCAUCUCUGUUAUGCGUUGUAGGUUGACAAAGCUUAUGAUUAUUGCUGUGAAUAUUCCAGUUCUCCAGAAAGAGAUGUUCGAUUUCAGGUAGGCCAUGUGCGACGCUUAUCAUCGCCUCUUUCGUUGCUAAGGCGGCGGAACACAACUCUUGAUUCUUUGUCAUUGCUAUAUUCAGGUUUCCUGUUCAGAAGGCCAAAGAGGGAUUUAUUUAAGAGAACCUCAUCAGUUAAGUAAGCCCGUCACCAAAUCUGUGUCAGUCACAACACAUUACGACGAUGACGUCGGUGAGUUCCUUAGAAUGUUUUGUUUUUUUGUUUGAUUUGUAACUAUAGAGCGUUUUCACUCACGUGGCCAGCAUCUAUGCAAAUUUAUUGCAACAAAAGAAAGUGUUUGCAUACGAAAAGAGUCCAACUCCCACAGGACUGGUUUGGAACAACAACAUGGCCACCGUUUCAUUGUUUUGGAACACCAAUAUGGCCGCCGUGACGUCAUGUGAAAACACUCUAUAGACAGUAUCCACAGACAACACUACUCAGAAGGCUAGAAAAGACUGAUUAUGGUACUAUGUAUGCAUACAUUACAACGAAAAGGAAAAGGGGAUGGCGGGGGGAAAGACACUGCCAGUGCUGAAAUACAGAGAACAGAGAAAAUGUGGUAGUAUUAGUAGUUUUCAAUGUAAGAGGUAAAGGAGGCAAUUGAGGGAAUUUUUUUUUCUUUGGGGGGGGGGGGGACUGUGCAGUUUACUUUCCCGCGAAUACAACGCAUGAAAAACCUAAGGUAGGUCGUGCUCACUUCUUUUCGCGCGCUUUCGCGUUCUCGUAUGAAGUUGCGUUGCCUCUCCCUCUUGAUAAUGCUGAGUUGUGGAUAGGCUCAUUUUUCGCCUCUUUUUUCUUUCUUCUCUCCUUCCUUUUUCAUUCCUUUUCAUAAACUCCUUUUUUUUUUCUUUGUGGACAGCUCAUGAUGAAAGAAUCAGCUUCAAUCUCCGCCUGAGUUUAAUCAGUACUGCGUCUUGGCUUACGGUUCCUGACCAUUUUGUCCUCAUGAACACAGGUUCGUGAAUCCAAGAGAUUACUCUACACUGAACAGUGUAAACCUUAACGUAGACUAAUGCUUUUGUUCGUAACAAACAAUCAUGCAAAUCGUAACAUUAACGAACAGUUAUCAAACAAGCACAACCUGCUUACAACCGUGAAGAAGAAAUCCGCUUCUUUUGGUUCCCGGUGUCAAGUGGUCCUUUUAAAGCUUGGGUAGGUGGGUGACUCUUUUACCCGGAACAACCGUUUUCGUCAUGCAAACGCUGCCUUACCAGAUGUUUAUAUCAAGUUUCAUUCAAAGGAGUGACCUACAAUGCAUUGCAAACAGCAAGUAACACAAACAGUAAACUUCAAGAUAAUUGACUAAAGCUUCGUUUGAGAACAUGAUGAUAACUGAAUAAGCCAAAGGAAUUUGCUUUACUCGCCUUGUGUGUAACGACUAUUAUUUUUUCGUGUCCGGGUUCUGGGAAGUUCACUAUGAGAUUUAAGAAUAUUCCAGUGUGAAGGACAAGGGAAACUGAAACUGUCAACACUGCGUGAAAAAAUAUUCGACUUCUUCAGUAGUCUAACAUUUAUAUUCUUACAACUUUAACUCUAGCUGCUUGUUAAAACCUUUUCAGUUCGCAGUUUUGCUGUAAUAGUCGAUCCUCGUGGCUUGUCCCAUGGUGCUCACUACGCGGAGGUAAUGGUUUUUCUUCUUUCUACUGAAUCAGUUUUGACUCAGAUAUAAGAAAGCGUCAACAGUACAGACCAUUGAGAUUAUCUUUACUGAUUCCCACCCAAACCAUCCCCGAAAUCUUAGUUCCCUGGAGUUUCUGAAGUGAUAUAAUAAAAUGGAUCAAGACUUUAUUGACUUUCCUUUUUAGGUGUGUGCUUACGAUGUUAAGUGUCCACAGCGAGGACCACUCUUCAGAGUUCCUGUUACAGUCAUUAUACCUGACAGGUAACUUUUCCUUGAUAUUCGGUUUUCAAUACCUUGCGUGUAGAGGCUUCCCUCUUUCAUGGCUUUUAGUGUUUACAGAGUCCUAAACACACGGGGCGUAAACAAACCAACUACGCUACAGACAAGCCGCGUGAACGACGUGGUAAACGCUAGAAGACAUGCAAGAGAUAAACCUUUGCUCGCAGGGUAGGUUGUCAAAGGCAAUACAAACAAGUAGGUUAGUUUGCGAAAGGUCAGCAUUGUGCGAGGACGCGUGAACCCUUCGGCUCUCGCAAUAAGACAUAAUUGUAAUACUUUUGCGUUCAAAAGGUUUAUGUCAUGGAGUUGUUGCUGUUUUAGGUCACUUCUGUGCUCAAGACAAUGGGGAGCUUUAGCAUCGACGACUGCGAUUUUAUUUGUUGCGCGAAGAUACUCGGUUAUAAGACGCACCCGAAAUUACAACAGAUUUAGAGCUAUCAAGCAGACUUUCGUUGAAAAAAUGCUGCGCCUUAUAAGCGAAAAAAUACGGUAGUCUAAAAUAACAAAAGUGGACCAUUAUUUUGGAAUUCAAUUGGUGCAAAGAUACGUUUUUAGCGGAGCUCCAAGCGCUCGCGAGGCGCUCGCGAGCGUAGCCCCAUACCUAAGAAAAUGUGGUAAUCUAGCCAUCCGAGACUUCAGGGCGGAAAAACGUUCUGCGCAAGCUUCUGCGCAUCCCUUACCGCAGGCUCAAGGCGGGCUUUUCUGUGUGUUGACUUUGUGUUUGUUUGUUGCUGGAGUUCUGAGUGAAAUGCACGAGGUGCGAACGUUUGUUCCCUGUAAAGCAUUUUUAUUUGACAUGUUUGCUUUUUUUCGUCGCUUGAAAAUUACUUUGGAUUCAGAACAAUCAAUGUUAAAGGAAAAAUGGAUCAUUCCGUCAGUCUGAGGUGGAAUAAAAGGUUUUGAACAUUUUUAAAGAGGCGAGUAUUUUUUUCUAAUUGUGCAUCCGAUUAAUUUAUGAGUUGAUUUCUCCGGGUUGAAUUAAAAUCCCGCUUGUAUUCUGUUAUUAGUAGUUACGGUUACUUUUUUUUACGCCCCAGAUUUAUGACCUUUGCAGAACCAGCUUUAUCUUUGUCGUCAGUCAAAGAACCAUAUUGCUGUUAUAACGCAUCAGAGUGAACAAACUUGUGCGCUUAUUAAACUUUCUCGGAAAUAGAAGGCCAGCAAGCUUACUCAGGAUCAUUUUUCUGUUGCUCAAGUAAUAGUAGUCGGAGUUUCUUUCAUUUUCAUUACAUUGUUUUGUUUUCCAGUGCACUGUAAAAGUUUCUGUUCUUUAUAAGAAUAACUUUCUGUACGCAAAUUGUCCUUUUCACUCGCUGUGAAGUAGAGAACGACAACUGCCGGCAGUGACUUCAAAACAAUUGACUCUUUUCCCGUAAACAACGGCUGAAGCUGGAUUUGACUGCGGCGAGCAAAACAAACCCUUAUAUGCAAUUUUCUGUAUUUUCUAAUGAUCGGCUGAGUUUAAUUUGCUUAAACGAAGACCCUCGCAUGGACCAGUUAACCUUAAAAUAGCUAAAUGGUGAAUCAUGGCUUGGCUUCCAAGUUGCAAGUGAUCUUUUGCUUUUAAGGUCUUUAGGUAGGUUGUUUUCGUACAGAAAAUUCAUUUCUUCAUUGUCAGCAAGAAGUUUUUGAAAUAAUGUAACUUCAACUUUGUUUGAAGGAAAUCCUACUUACGCGUGGGUUUUUGACAGAUGUUAUGCGUGUUCAAAUUGAAAACACAAAGCAUAAUUUAUAUAUCUGCGCGAAAUGAGCAAGUUUAAAAAACUAUAGUUGCUUUGAAACCGAUUUUUGGGAAGAUUUUACUAGAUAAAGAUUGACCUUUUUUCUGCCCACAUAAAGGCAACGCAAUAACUUCUACAUUGAGGAUUUUGUUUAUAUUUUAGUGAUCUGCGAAACUACGAGUGACACGAGUGUCCGAUCGAGCGAGGGUUUUAAAAUAUGAGCUCGAGUGCGACAAAGUUCAGUGACUUCAAACACAUUGUGGGCAAGCAUUAAUUUUUUUGGGCAAAUCACUGUUCAAAGAUAUGUUGUUUUUGUGUCCACAGUGGAGCUCCGGACCUUAUAUAUCCAGGAACUUCCUUAUAUGAGCACAUUUUGUGAAUGCAUCUCGAAAAAAAUCGGACCUUUGCAUGCACAUUUCCAGUACAACGCAAGGAAAUCAAUGUCGUUAAAGUCCGUUUUACUAUGAGGUAUUCUUCGAGAAAAUUUACUAACGACAAGGUUAUAACCACAGCUUGCAACUUUUGAAGACAAAUUGCCUGUUCUUUCCAGGUUAUGAGUGGAAACAUUUUAUUUUUAGGCAAUAAAUUAUUUGAAAUCCCGCCAUUGUUUCAAACCCGGCCAGGGGAUCUGGGCAAAAAAAGUUCGCGCAUGCUCAUUACGUUUUUCCGCCCUGAAAUCCGAGACAUGUUGGUAAUCACGUGACCGUACGUUCGACCGUCCGUCCGUCCGCACCACAGGCAUACCAAUGUAAAAUAACUUAAUCAAUAGGUAUGGCGAACCAAAUGCGACUUGAGGUUAUUUUGAGCAAAAAUAAAAUGUACAAAAAAAUUUUACUGCACGUGCGAAGUUCCUUUUUUGCUAAUUAGACCUAUUGUUGCUUUUCACCGUUCUCCGGCGUUGCCUUCGCCGCUUAGCAUUACACGAUUAUAUAUUUUGUUUGAGCAAACUGUAAAUAUUAUCGAGAGCUUCGCUUUUAGCCCUGACUAAAUCUAUAUAUUAGCUUUUUAAAGAGAUAGCAAAUAGCGUAACAUAGCCCCUUGAGGACCACUAUAUUUUCAGGGCCAAGAUAAAAUAUUCCAAUGCCUUCCCCCUCCCCACCGCGUAUUAGGGGGACUCGAGGAACAGGUUGCCUGUUACUUAAAAAUCUCAUUCCGUUACUGUAAUUAAUUUCUUAUCAAUUGUUUUUUGUUGCACAGAAUAUGUGACGUUCAUCAUUACACGUACGACUUAGAAAAAAUGAAGUUUAAACCCGGUCAAGUGCAUAGGACGUUUCUUCAAGUUCCAGACGGAGCUACUUGGGCAGGUAAUAUAUAAAUGUUAAAAGAAUAUACCAAGAGAUCAUAGCCACCCUUUAGUUAUCGCAGCCCAGCUAAGCCCUCAGGCCCUUGGCGGGAAAAUGGUUUCCUGCUCAGUAGCAUUCAAUGACGUCACAAAAAAAAGGGGUGCGCGAAAAAAAGCGAAAGGGAAUUUGGGUGCCAGGCUUCUCUCGUCCAUUUGAUUAACCUCAGGAGGAGAGACGUAACGUGAGGUGGGUCUGUGCAUAUUUCGCCACAAGUCUCCCGUAGCUCAGUUUUAUACCUUUCACCUAGUUCCUGGAGGGUCGUGAGUUUCGGUGACUCAAAUGUUUUCUUUGUCCUAUAUUCAGCAAGAUGUUAUGUCCAGUAUUAGGAGAAUAUUAUUGUAUUUUUUAUUUAAUUUUCGACAUUAAUUUGUGGAAGUAUGGGUGUGUAAAUUAGAAUAAAUUUUCUUUUGACUGACUUCUUUUUCAAAACAAUAGUAGAGAAAUUAUUUCAUGAAUGACUCAUUAUUCUGACUCGUGCCUUUUCCUUGCCAUUAUUGCUAUCAGAAGUUUACACAGGUUGGUGAUGCAAUUUGAUGUUGUAUAUCCGGCUGUUUCCCGUUGAAAGCUCUAAAACUUAACAACAACUGCGACAUUUAGGUGGUCGCAGUUAGCGGUAAACUUGCGGAUCUAAAUGCCCUUUCUUCAAAUAUGCUUUACAUCCAACAGAGUUUUCAGCGUCAAGCCUAGAGAAUGAGGUUAAUGGACGCUUCCUUCUCCACGCUGUGCAAUUGUCUCCACUCUCCUCUUUCAAGGAACAAGAAUUCUUUCAAUUUUUCACGCUCGCGCCACUUGGAGAGAAAACUUUGAGUUUUGCAGUAAAGGUAAGAUAAAAAAACAACAACCACAACAGUUGCUAACCCAAGCUUUUGUUCUUCAAUAUUAUUUAUCUCAACUGAAGAGGCAUGUUAUGUAAAAGCUUCCUGAACCUUUAAUUCUUUAAGUUUACUGUCGCUUAUCUGAAAUAACAAACAGUUCAUUUACAAUGUGAAUGAUGCCCAAAAUUUGUUCACUGAAUUAGUAGUAAGCUGUUAUCAGGGCUGUGGCUAAAAUUUCAAGUUGCCGUUAAAUGCAAAUAGCGGGGUUUUCGGUAGCAUUUGGAAGUACCUAUGCAGUGGUUCAGCUGACGGACGAGCACCGUUCGCGCCUUUGGCACGAACUCCUAGGGGGGUCCGGGGGCCUCCCCCCCGGGAAAUUUGUAAAAUUGGACUCUGCUAAAUGCAAUUUCCUGCGUUCACAGGACCGGAAUUGGGUAACCGGAAUUAUGACAGGAAUUAUAUUUUUUGCAUUACAUAACUAAGUGAGUAAAAUGAGGGUCAAGUCUUUCUUUGGUUAAUAAAUGGAAAAGAAAAACGAUUUUCACACUUAAAAAAUAAUUAUUUCGUGUGUGAACCACCAGACGUUGGGUCCGGCCUUUAACGAAACCCCUGAAAUAGUUGGAGGGGAAUUGUGCAGCUAGGAAGUUCUUUUGGUUCUAUUUUCCUUUUGUUUGCUAUAAGAGUAGCCGGGACUCACGCUCAUGAGUAGAUGGGGAAAAUCCCUGGCCCCCGCCUCUUAAUUGCAGCCCUGUGUUAUCGUUAAAGUUACAAUGCUUUCCGUUCAGGGUGGCGAGACGUUAGAGCUGUGUACGGCAAGAUGGUGGGCAAGUCUUGGAGAAUGCAGUAUAGAAAGAAAAGUAACAUUUCACGGAGUUACACCCAGUGAAAACAGUAUAACGUUGGUAGGUGCUCUUAGGACAGUAUGGUAAUGGUUGAAUUUCAUGGAAAUGUGAGAGUUAGAUGAAGGGAUGUUACGGCAAAUAAUUUUUGAGACAACAACACGUUAUCGAUCAUACCCAGGCAGUAACAGCUUAUCUCGAUUUUGGCCUGUUUUACUCUCUUCCUGCUAAUUAUUUGUCACCCUGAAACUUCAGGGUGACACUCGGAAGUACCCGAUCGGCGGCACCUCUGACGUGCCGCGGGCGCAGGUAGGGUGUAAGACGGUGCAAUCUGAGAGGCAUUUACUUACAUAACGGUAAUCAAAUACAGACAAAGACGGAGAUAUAAACCCAUUAUCCUAAAUUUAUCUCUGUUACCUCAAAUUGAAAAUUUACAUUCUUUCGUCUUUGUAGCAAGCGUCAAAAGUUUGUCGUGUGGAUAUAAAAGCAACGCUAAGAGAUGAGGAAAUAUCGCCAUCAGUGUCGCUCAAAACACACGCCCAGCCUGUUAGGUAAGCAGCUUCAGACUUUCUCCUGGUUGUUUUUCAAACGAGGGAGACGUUCUAGAAAGGGCGUGUAAGCCUGCGCCGCAGAAGAAACUAAACCUCUGCUUAAGUCCGUCUGCGAAACAGCGCCUAAAUCCUUGUUCUAACCCGCACAUGGGUACCAGCAGGAUUUGAGUGCUUGUCGUGAUCGGCCUGUUAAAAAUGCCAUUGUCAAUUUUCCAAUCAGGUCUAAGAGAAAUUCGAAACGCUUUUCUCGUAAUUCGUUGAGUCAGUUGAGGGUCCAAAACAAGGAUAUCGGCGCCGCAGCUAUCCCUUUCGUAAACGGUCGCUGCCAUUUUUAAGACACUUAGAAAAUUUUUGAUCUGUUAUUCAAAGCGUUUCUAUAAAAAGAAAGGAAAUCGCAACGUAGGUCGAACCUGGACCUCGAACCCAGACCUUUCGUAUCCUAAUCUUUCUCCCUUACCACUACACUACCGCACCGACCCGCCAAAAUUCCGAAAAAAUUAAGUACAGACACUAGCAAACUGUCUUUCUUAACUGGUACAAUCAAUAACAGGUGACCCUAGCCUUUUCCAAAAUUUUUAACGUAAAUAGACCUAUUCGGCUAACUCAAUGUUGUGCCCAAUUCAAAUCUUCCGGGGUUAAGAUUCUUUGUGUAUUGUAUUUGCAUUAUAAUGUGGCAUUUAAAUUUAAAUGAUAUGGAAAUUCCUGAAACAAAACGUUUGAACCCCAAGGGGUUUGAAUUGAGUACAACAUUGAGUUAGCCGAAUUGGUCUAUUCAACUUGGGCUUCAACUUCGUUUUUUGUAAGACUAUUCAAAAACGUAUUAUUUGCCUUAUUGUAACUUAAUCCAGGCAAUAUAUAACAUCCAUCAUCACUAAAGGCCUGGGCCAGCUUGUUCGAAGGCCGAUUACGGCUUAACCCGGGAUUAAAUUUAACCCUAGUUUCUUUUUCUUGUGUUCAAAAGCAUUUUCUCAGAUAAUUUUCUCUGUUAUUUUUAGAGCUUCCAAUCAUCAACUUGUAGACAAAAAAAAAUUAAAUCUGAAAUUUUUUUUAGCUUUCAAAUCUGAUUGAAAUCACGCAUUAACCCUGGGUUAUCUUAACCCGGCCUUGAACAACCUGGCCCUGGUUACCAACGGUGAAAUCGACUGUUAAAAAUGGCAACGACCGUUAACGAAAUGGAAAUAGGCAUUGGCGCUGCUUAGCAGACGUUACUAACCCAGGUUACAUUACGUCCGCGAGGCACGCUGUUGGCGUGUCAGCCAUUUGGCGACGCUGUGAAUUUAUCGGCGCGCGAGUGAGCCAGGGCGUACUGUAACAACGGUUAUGUGAGAUCGUCAGGCAACAUCAGAAUCCAUGACUCGAGAGCUCGAUUCAUUUGAUAAGUUACUGGAUCAAGGUGACUUAAGCUGUCUCAUUUCUCAUCUUUUUCUUCUGUAUUCAGGCCAUCGGAAUACAAGAUUACCGCUCUUGCUUCAAGAGAUGUCUUGCCAAAUGGGCGGCAAAUCUAUUCCUCAACUCUCACUUACAAUUUCCAUCAGGUAAGUUAGUGCAUAAAAGCGAGGGAGUUUCCGACUGCAAUUUCUCCGUUCCUCAUGUACAUCGGGUUAAUAGAAUUCCUAUUUACAUUCUGUCACUGCCACUUCGUUUAGCUCCGCCGAAUGUAAAUACAUUUUUUAGUUUUUAUUGAAAGUGAGCACUUUGUUUGCAUAGUGAAUUGCCAGGGUCUGGAAAAAGGAGUCCUGAUCCCGCAGUCCGCUCCUUUUCACGACCAUUCCGGAUCCCGAACAUCUGUCAUCGCUAUUCUAAAUACAGUUUUCUUUCCCAAUUCUGCUUCUCGUGCCGAAUUUAUUGCGAAUCCCGCUUUCCUGGUAGCAAAUCCCGUAUUCUGUUAACAUGUCUCGGAUCCCGUGAAUACCCUUCCCGAUGAUCCCGCAGUCCAGCUCCUUUUCACUACCAUCCCGAUUCCUGAACAUCUGUCAGUGCUAUCCCGAAUACCGUUUCCUUCUGCAAUCCCGCUCCCCGUACCAAGAUUUUGGCGAAUCCCGCUUUCCGUGUUGCACAUCCCGUAUCCCGUUAACGUUUCUGGGAUCCCGUGAAUUCGCUUCCCGAUCCGGUUCAUUAAAUGAGAGAAUAAAAAUAAAAACUGUCACAGUAGUUACAAUAAUUCUGGUGAUACUUAAGGUCCAUCAUCGAAAAGAGACGUUCCGUUUUUUAUGUGGAAAUGAAGAUUGUUAUUUAUUUAUCUAUUUUUUUUUCGCAGUAAAAUGUUCAAUAAUGCUUUUUUUCCUCUCUCUUUUCAGUCCAAGGCAGGCGACAUCAGUCCUAAUGUCACGUAUUUGUCAGAUUUGUUGUAUGAAUCUGAGUACGAAUCACAACUAUGGAUGCUUUAUGACUCAAACAAACGGCUGCUGGGAAGCGGAGAUGCAUUUCCUGACCGGGUAGGGAUUCUUGGAUACCAUGGGAUGGGGCUGGAGCAAUUGUCUAAAAUUAACUUUAAAGCUAAUUUUCUUAUGCCUUGUCCAACUCUGGUUUUGGUCAAGUCGUAACUCCCAUUUAUUUUUUAUUUAUUUUUAUUUCUGCUUUAAGCAUCACUUCAAACUAGUUGAUUUUUUACAAAGUAGAACAGAAUUUUAGUGAAGUGUUCUGAUACUAUUCCCAUUUUUGUCUAUCAGCAGCUCUGACUGUUGGACCUAGAGAAAAGGAUUCUAAUAUCUGUUAAGUUUAGAAAAAUAAUCUUUAUUCGUUGUGUGUUUAUCCAUAUUUUUACAGUAUACAGUCAAGGUAGAAAAGGGAGACUACGUCCUUCAGCUCCAGGUAGGCAAUAGAGAAAUUUUUGUGGAAAGAUAUCACUUUUUCAUUCACUAAAACCUCCUGCCCGAGAUAUGUGUUCUGCCCCAUUUCGCCUCAUAGAUAACUGAAACUCUGUUUAUGUUCUACAAGGUUAUCAUUAUUUUUCACAACGCAUUUUUUUCCAGCUGCAGUUGACCCCCGAUAGCACCCAUUCCUGGUUUCCCACCCUCGAUACCAGCUGCAGUUCUCGCGCGCUUUGCACUGCAUGCGCUCACCAUCAGUUGCAGUUCGGCGCGCUUAACGUUUGUUGCUGUUUUUCCGCCCUUGGCACCAUAAUCCAAAAACAAUUUCCAGAAUCCAAAUACACCCCAGAAUCCAAACAUGUCUCAGAAUUUGGCAUUCGGGAAGUUUUUGGGCCGUGUUUUGGAUUCUGGAAGGUGCUUACCUACGAGCCACUAGACUGCGUCUCUGUUUUUCUUCAGAAUUAGUGAGGGGAGUGCACGCCCGCGCGAGCAUCAAAUGGCGAAGCCGCGGGACGCGAGAAACAAAGGCUUCAGACUGUCACGCGCGUGGUCAUAUUAGUAUCUCGCGCGUCUCGCGCGACGGACUAAGAAAAAAGAGAGACUGCUUGUAGUCUAACGAGCCACCUUUCUUACUGGCUUAUUUUUGCAUUAUUUUGUCCCUGUGUUGCUUGGCCUGGUGUGACAACUUUGGCCUUAAUAAGUCUUGACGCCCACUUUAUUGUUUUAGGUUCGCCACGACAACAAAGAUCAACUAGAGAAACUCAAGGACACAGUUGUGUUAAUAGAGCAGAAACUAUCACCUGCUAUCACUCUGGACACGUAUUCCUCGCGUCUAGCUUCCAUGAAAUCCAGCAAGUUCAGCUCAUGCACAGUUCGUGCUGGCGUUCGAUGUCCUGUUUACAUUUUACCCCUAGUGGAUGACAAGUGAGAAAUAAUAUUAGUUUUCUUGUCGUUUUUUUCUCGCAUAAACAGCACUAAUGGGCCCUUUGCACGAAACAAAAACACGCUGCUGAAUAGCCUGCGAGCAAGCUCUCGGAGAUGCUCUGGAGGUGGGGCGGGAAAAGGAGGGAGAUCUUGCAACUACGUCUCUGGAAUUUGAAUAUUUGCAUCGAAAAAGUCGAUGCGAAAUGCUGAUUGGCGGAAAUGACAUUAGUAAUGACGUCAUUACCCUUGGCGCGCACUUGCUUUCAUGUGUUUUUCACGUGUAGUUGCAAGCUCUCCUUCCUUUUCCCGCCACGCAGCCAGAACCCCCCGGAGAGCUUACUCGCAGACUACUUGCUGGAUGGCACACGACGCAGUGGGGCAAGAAAAACAAAGAGAUUACAUCAUUCAAAAGCUAAGCUAUUCUCCUUUCUUUUCAAGGUCGCACUGCGUUGUUUGCCCUCCAGCAAGGUGUUUUUGUACCAUGAAACCUUUUCGGGCAAAGGGUACAUUGGAGUUACAGUCCUGAAAAAAAAAAAUGCUGGGACACGCUAAAUGUAUCUCGCUGCAAAUUGAUGAAAAUGUCAGCUACUUUAAAAUUCACUCCGUUACCCUUCAAAUCUGCUGAUUUCCAAUUACAUAAAGUGGUGUUAUCAAGUGAACUUUUCAAGCAACAACUGGCCACUGUAAUAAGAUCCAAAACCUAGUUUGUGUGUGGGUUAUAUAUCGUGGUGCGGCUGUUGCGGCUGUGCUACUGUUAAUUAAAAUUAGUUGAAGUUGAGGAUAAGGAGUGCCUUGUUCGAUAAUAAAAUUUUGUUCUGUUAAUCAAACGCUUUCAAAACCCUUUUUGGAAAAAAUAUUGAGGCCUGAGCCUUACAUCCCAUGAAAUAAACCAACGUCUUCCCCUUUUUUUAACUGAACCACUAAUGAAUUUAUGUCUUGGCAGUCUUUGUUCUUUAUCGCGUUCACGUCACUAUUUUCACAGCUUGGGGCAAGCUUAUGCGUUAAAUAUCUAUAAUACGAAAAUUACUUUGAAUAAAUUCUGUUCAACAUCGUCUAAGUCUACUUUCCAUUUCAAUAUAGGAUUCCAAAGGCUGCAAAAUCUGGUCACAUUCUUAAAGGAACACUUUCGUUUGUUAAAAAUGACAACGGGAAAAAAGCGGUAAGCUUCAUUAAGGUGGCUGAACACAGUUUUGGCAGUUUGUGAGUGUAUGUCAUUUGCCAAAUCAUGGCAAGAGAAAGGUUACAGCUCACAAGCUGAAACUUGGCAGGUGAAAAAUAUACUGAUGAGAGAUUUUGAUUGACAGGUAAAAUUUGACGUUUUCAUAGUUUCCAUGGCAACAUGAACGAUUGAAUACAACCUUAAAAUUUCACUUUUGUUCAGUUUACAUAAAAUUCUCUCAUUAGAUUUUCCUAUAAACUUGCAUACACAUUAAUAUAAGAAAUCAUUGCCAUUUGAAACUUAUUUGAUCAAAUUUCAACAGACGGACUUUUAGAUAAUCAAUAAUAUAAUUGUAUUGUAAUUAUUAAAUGUGUCACGAAAUUCGUCUGUUCAACGUCCAUUUUAAAGUUUUUAUUAUCUAAAAUACAAUAAAAGUAAAAAUUCUGCGAAAUAUCACCAAAUUUUAAUGAGUAGAUUUUGAGAAAUCGUCUUCUGUGUACCAUUGCUUUUUCGCCGCCAUGUUUGUUUGUCUAAUUAAAAGCUCGCGCGGUCACGCGAGUUACCGCUGACCACCCGCAAAACUGUGUUCAGCCACCUUAAGGAGAACCCUAAAAACGUAAGUUUAGUAAAUAUUUUCUCAGGAGAGGUGAUUCCAUUAGCCCUCGAUGUCACCCUGGUUCUUUUAGGUCCUGUGAUACUUGUAAUUUCCUUGUUUCUUAGAGUCCUUCUGGUCCUCAUGGUUCCCGUGAUCUGGAGGCUCCCUUGGUUCUUGUAGUCUCCCAUGGUCUUGUGGUUCCCUUGGCCCUACUUGCCGGUUCUCUUGUUUCUCGUUGUCCCCAUGGUUUGUUUGUUCGCUUGAUCCUACUUGCCCCCUUUGGUUUCUGUAGUUCCCUUGGUUCUCGUAAUCCCCCAUGAUCUUGUGUUCCUACUGAUCCCAUUUAAUCUUGUGGUUUCCCUGGUUCACACGAUCCCCCUUGAUUUGAUAUUCUUCCUGGUUCUUGUGGUCCCCCAAGAAUUUUUUUGUUCCGUUGAUCCUACUAGCUGCCCUUGGCUUCUGUAGUUUCUCUGGUUCUCGUAAUCCCCCAUGUUCUUGUGUUCCUUAGUUCCUACUGGUUCCCCGUGAUCUUGUGGUUCACCUUGUUCUCAUAGUCCUCCAUGAUUUUGUGGUUCUCUAGGCCCUACUGGUUCCCAUUGGUCUUCUGGUUUCCCUGGUUCUCAUGGUUCCCCUUGAUUUGAUAUUCCUCCUGGUUCACAUGGUCCCCCGUGAAUGUUUUUGUCCCCUUGAUCCUAUUGCUCCCCUUGAUUUGAUAUCCCCCGGUUCUCCUAGUCCACCAUGACCCCCCCUGAUCUUGUGGAAUCCCUGAUCUCAUUGUCCACCAUGAUUUUUGAUAAAGGUGUUAGUCGUUUAGUUUUUAAUUCUCUCUGUGUUUGUCAAUUCAGUGCACCUACCCAGUUCAAUUCAUUGUUCCUGCUACACCAAGUAAGCAGAAUAACAACAAGGCUGACAAAAACGCAAAAAAUGAAGAAAAGCAGGUAUGAAACCGUUGGUAUACUAUACUGAAAUGCUUUGUCAUUAACCAUUUCAUUACCAGGAGUGACGUUAGAACUACGUCCUAAACAACUAGGUACCAUGUGUUAGUAUCGUUGAAGAGGUUUCAUUUGAAUGGCCACACUUUAAGAUUUCAUACACGGACUCAAAAAUUAGAACUACAUACUAAAUAAAUCAUUAGUACCACAUGUAAAAAUACUGCUGAUGAGGUUUCAUUUGAAUGGUAACUCAAUGGGAUUUCGUCCACAGACUCAAAAGUUAAAUACGUACUAAAAAUUGUGUCACGUGAAAGUACUGUUGAAGAGGUUUCAUUUGAAUGGUCACAUCACAGGAUUUCAUCCACUGACUCAAAAGUUAGAAUUACAGUUCAAAAACUCAUUAAUAAUUCGUAAGGAAAAAACAAAAGAAAAUUUUGUUUUUAUGAGUGUUUUUAUAUUUGAUAAAGACACGGCAAAAAUUUACGUCCAAUAUUAUAGACGAAAAUCACCCCAAAUCUAAACCUUAGUGCAAGAAUGAGUUGAUCUAUAUCAGUGAGUUGAUCUAUAUCGUGUAUUAUCAGGUUUAAAAAGUCUGGGCUUCGCCUCGAGUUUUUAAAACCUGAUAAUACACUCCUGCUCGUGUUUUAAACAGUACACAAUAAGUAAUAUUACCAUGUACAAGCGUUUAAAUGGUCACAUGAUAAAAUUUUGUAGGCAUCAUUGUUUUCUGUAUUGGGACCUAUAUUCCAUGCAAGCUGUGUCUUGGCAAGAGCUUGUUUAGUUUUCGUUUUUGUAUUCUCUUCAGCCCAAACAGCAGUUCGAAGAAGCAAUGAGAGACCUGAAAAUAUCCUGGAUAUCAAAGUAAGUCUCGUAUUAAGACAGCGAAUACGCUUCUGAGGUUGGGUCUCAAGAAACCGCGCCCUCACUGUCUCCCCUCCCUCCCCUCCCCCCUCUCCGUUAAGGUCUUUUUUCCUAGACUGGGGGUAUUUACAAUUUACAUGGAAAAACCUGAAAUUCCGGUUGGAAAAUCAAAUGGUUCUCGCCAUUCCGUUUGGGAAGCUUCGGGAAAGUCGGACCGUAAUUUCAGGCGGUGCAAUUGUUCUACUCUUUUUAGUCGGUUGAGCUGAUUUGUGUAGUACUUUGUGGCGGGUCGUUUUCUCACCAAGUCAAAUUUUAGAGUUAUCUGUUUAUGUACAAGAUUUCCACCCGGGUAGUUUGUGUACAUGUCUACUAUAUUCUUUAGUUCUUAUACACCUCCCCCUUUUUAAUUAGUCAGCCUUUAUUUUGUGUCGUCACGCGACGAUCCACUGACCUCCAUAAAAGAAAUGGCUGCGUAGGAAAGUACGAUUCUACAAUUUCAGUAUGGGUCUCCUUGGAACGCAUCCUUUUGAGAGUUACUUAUCGGUCGAGAGUACCUCAAACUUGCGCGAGAGAGGGAUCUCUCCCCUGCACGCCCGAUUUCUCCCCUUCCUUUUCGGACGCCUUCCACGCAGACCACUUUUUUAAUCAUCUUCCUUCUUCCUUCAGACUUGACGAUCUUAGCCUCUGUGAUGAGUUGGAAGAACAAUAUCCUGACCAUUUACCGCUCUAUGUUGCCAGACUCCAGUUCUUAGAUAAUUCCAAGGUAUGGAUUAUGUAAACGUUUGCUUAAUUUUACAGGAAACGUCGGUUGAAGUUCUAUUCGUUAGCAAGAACGCCUGGUCAUUCCACGCGCUCCCUUGCGCUCUCAGAUUACAACCGCGAAGGAAUUUGACAAAUUCUUACCAUCAGAAAACAGUACAUGGUGUUGUCGUAGUUAAUAAUAAUAGGAAUGGUUAUGAGGCCCGUCAGACAUUGUUACAUGUUUAUGUAGACUUGACGGUACACAAUGUUUAAUAGCAUUCGGAUUGCUAUUACAAAAAAUAAUGCACUUUAUUUGAGUGUCAAUGUAUUUAGCACGAACGUACUAACUGGGAGCACUAAUUUUAUGUCUCCAACUGGGGACGGGACCGCCAUUUUACGUGGUCAUCCGAGCCACGCGAAGGUUUAGCCGUUUGCAGUGCAAAGGGAGUACCUUCGUUUCUCAGUUAUUUUAAGAGCGAAUGCACAGAAAAAUCGAGCAAACCGUGGCCACAGCUCAAAACCUAACCUACCCUCAUUUUAAGUCUGUAAUAACGUUUUAAUAAGUUUAAAACACUGCUGAGGUUUAAAUUUCAAAAUGCGGCCAAAUUUGGGAAUUAUUUGGGAUUUUCGAUUUCAACGGUCUGCGGGCCUAAAAUUAGCCGCCAAACACGGCAAUAUAGCCUAGCGACAGAAAUGACCUGACUUUCAUAAACGAGCGAAUAUAUUGGCAAUCUUCCGCUUAAAUCUCAAAAAACAGAUAUUAGCAAUUUCUAAACAGCACAUUUUUUUAGAUUUAGAGCAUAAAAUAUCGACGAACGAGCACAAUUUUGAAACGUAAUUUGCAUAAUGCUUAUAAAUACAACAAUUUACCGCUAAAACCAAAAUCGAAUUUUCUAUAUGGGGGAAUUCUCCAAAUCACCCCAAAUCCCGCUUACUACCUAAUGAGAUAUAGUACUUCAACAUUAUCUGAAAGUUAGUCUGGUGUUCUCGCGAACGCUUGUAAAAUAGAUUGAUUAUUUUGAGGUUAUUUUGCCCCAAAGAACCGCUAAUUGAUCCCAGGGUCAGUUGACACGUGCACGUCACCUUAGUUUUUUAUGCAUCGAUUUGAGCUCGUUAAAAGGGAGAAACUAACAAGAUUUUUUUAAUAUGUACCUGUUUUAAUGAAAGACACGCAAUCCUCAAAAGGAGAGGCAGUUCAAUGGGUAAUGUCUGUUCUUGAGAUCUUGUAGAUUGUAGCAUGGCGUCUGCGAGUGGACCUGAAUCUAGGUCUGUUUUCCCGUGACUGCGAAAUCAGAAUAAGAUCAUGAAAUAAUUCUCGCUCGAACCUUCGUAAAUGAAUCCACUUUGCAGUGCCUUACCUGAGAUAAAAAGUGGGCCGAAUAGGAAAACAUUCUAGCGCAAUUUGGAUCCUUUGCAGCACGUAGUGUAUUUGCUAAGCGGUGUGGUAUCAGUGACUUUUAAUUAGUUACUCACCUCCGAUUGCGUGACCAGGCAAUUAUCGAUUGUCUCCUGCGAAAAAUAAGUGCACGGGAAACCAAAGCUUUCGGGAUACAGUAAAUUCAUUUUCCUGUAUGACCAGGUGUCCUUUUGUCCUAUUUUAAAAGAUGUUAACUAAGAUGAUUAGCAAACACACUGUCCCACUUGUAAAACUGGUACAGUGACUGGAUGUUCUGUUCUUCUGAUUUUACCCCCAACCCCGGAGUGUUCAGAAGAUAUAUUUGCACUACACAUGAAAGGCAAAUGGAUUAAAUUUUAAGGUUCAAGGCGGUUUUAAGGCAUGGGUUACCAGUGGAUUAGUCAGACUUGUCAUUAAGGUGCACUGAACGGAAAAUUACAGGCAUGAUAUCUCUGCUAUUGUAUAUAUGUCCAUUAAGUGAUUUUCCAGGAAACAUUUUUUGACUUUUUUACCCCAAACGUUUUUUCCGUUCAACUCUUAUCUAUGAGAUUUAAACUUAGUUAAAUUUCUGUAAUUUGUUGUUAAAUGCAAUUCUGCAAACAAAUAAGUAUUUAAUUUUGCGUAAAAGCUACAUGAAAUUGGACUGUUUAGCCGUAAAUCAUAAAAAAGAGAAAGCAUUUUCAAGUCUAGUAAGACUUAAGCAAUGGCAUUGCUUAAGUCCUAGUAGUUGUUCUCCAUGUCUGCUAAGGAGGAAAUAGUUUGCUCUUUUCAAGAAAUUUUUCUUGCCCAUUGCGGUUUCAAACCAAAGAUAGCAGCAAGUCUGUCGUGGUUAUAUACCGCUACUUCAGUGCAAACGAAGCAUAGGCGCACAAGUCAGCGCUUGCGUUUAGUCAAGUGCCGAAAAUGAAGUGGAGGGCGUCCAUGUUCGCUCCUGCUCGAAAAGGUAGAAUCAGUUAUGUAGUAAAAAGUAAUGCGAAAAACCUGCGGGGGCUGGGGAAAGAAAGGCGUCUUAUUUUUCUUUGGCUUGUUCUAUUUUCGCGACGUGGUACAGGCUACGAAAUACUGACAAGCUCUGUAUAUGUCUUCACCACCGAGAGUCACUUGCCCUUAGCCGGACACGCCCCUCACGAAUCAUGUUAAGUUCCUAAAGUUAUUUCAAAGCACAGAACCAAACCUAAUCAGCGGCCAAAGGCAGAAAAGGGGAUGAGCAAACGGAUGUCACAGCAUAUGUUGCAAGAAACUGGUAUCCUUGUGCCUAUCGGCUCUGGAACGAUUAAUUACUACUAGAAUUAAAGGAGCUGUGUCACGAAAUUCAGCCAAAUUAGGACAUUACAAAAUGCCCGUAAAAUUACGAGAAACAUAAAAAUAACCGCUUAAAACUUUAAAGGAAGGUUAAAGUGACAUAACAGAAACAACAGAUGCCACGGAUGGGCAAAACUGAAGAACAGUGAAACGGAUUGAAAUAAGGGUUUUUGAAAACUGUUCAGCCUAACAGUUUUUCAAAGUUGAUCCCUGCUGCUUGCAACUUCAAAAAUAAUGCUCAGGAGACAAAUUUGUUUUUCUCGGAUCUCUGAUUUUGUCAUUUACAUGUAAUUUCUUUGCUUACUUUAAGUUCCACAGCGAUUGAGGGCGAGUAAUUUGCAAAAUUAAACAAAAUGAACUGGACUGCCGUGACACAGCCCCUUUAAUAUCAGGGUCAGAAUUUGAGUGCUACAAUGGGAGGGAAGGAAGAAAAGGACACCGCCCCGCAGACCUGUCAAGUCUUUUAUAAACUUUCUCGUCCUGACGGUUUCAAGGAAGGGCGUUGUGGCUGCUAUAGAGUGUUUUCACAUGACGUCACGGCGGCCAUAUUGUUGUCCCAAAGCAAUGAAACGGCGGCCAUGUUGGUGUCCUAAACCAGUCCUGUGGGAGUUGAACUCCUUUCUUAUGCAAACGAUUUCUUUUGUUCCAAGAAAUGUGCAUAGAUGCUGGCCAUGUGAGUGAAAACACUCUAUUUAAUUUACAGUGUCUGUUGCAGGUGUCGAAUUAAUCUUACAGCAACUGGAAACGUGGCCACGCCUGCCUAAACUGAGAUUGGUUGUAGGAUGAACGGCUAUAGUUUGGUAUAUUCACGAGUGCGUUUUGUCCAGUGAACUGAGUGCGUAGUUUUUCUUAACGAAGGGAUGGGGUGGGUCAAGUGAAUAGUUCGGGGAACGUUUGCUCUCUUUAGAGGGGGGGGUAUAUUUGUUGAUAUCAGGAGUUCUGUCCUGAUAGAGUCGUUGUAAAGCUAUUUUUGCUUCGGAGUAUCGGUUUACCGGAAGCUGAGCAAGGAAAAGUCAAUGGUGCAUUUAUGGAAUAACAAUAGAGAUUCUCAUGGUCUAACAGUGCGAAGAUUAGACUUCUGGUAAGGUGGCAACGAUCAAGGCCCGCAUUAUAAUUCAUAAUAAUUGAAGGUCAUGAUGUGGAAAAAUCGACUGAAAUGGUGGAUGCCAUGCAAUCCUCUCGGGUGGGGGCGGCAUACCUGGCCUUUACGGUUGCCCCUGCGACAGAAUGCAAGCAUGCCCAGAUUGUCCACGGGUUGCUAAAUGAGACCGUCCCUUUCUUAGUACCCGUUCCCUGUCUUAUAAUUAGACCCGGGCAAAUUUCGCGAGAUUGCACCAUCAUUUUGGGCUUAAAGCUUCCAAAGACCAACAAUAAUAGCGCAUGUUCGCUAACAGUGUCGAUAACAGUUAAAAAGGUAUAUACAAGCCUCAUGCAAAAGACAGUGGGAAGGAAGUGCACGUCGGUGAUGGGGAAAAAGUUAUUUAGUUAUUUAGGGGUGGAUCUUUCGAAACAUUCUUAUACUAACUCUUGGACAGAUAUGCAUUGUUUAAAGUUUUAGACAAACCAGGUGUAAAUUUAUAGUACCAAACUGUUAAAUAUACAUAAGCAAGAUUUUUACGAAUCCUAUUUUUCGCUGGAGACUAUCGUUUACUGGCUGGUCACGAAAUCAAAGGUAACGUACUUUCCUACUCUUGUUUACUCACCUUUCGCUCUGCAAUACACUGCGUUCCACAAAGGAUCCAAAUUGCGCUAGAAAUGUUUUGCUAUUCGGCCCACUUUUUAUCUCAGGUAAGGCACUGCAAAGCUGAUUCACUUACGAAGAUUCGAGGGAGAAUUAUUUCUUGAUGUUAUUCUGAUUUCGCAGUCACGGGAAAACAGACCUAGACUCAGGUCCACUCGCAGACGCCAUGGUACAAUCUACAAGAUCUCAAGAACAGAAAUUACCCAUUGAACGGCCUCUCCUUUUGAAGAUUGCGUGUAUUUCAUUAAAAAAGGUACAUAUUAAAAGAAUCUUGUUAGUUUCGCCCUUUUAACGAGCUCAAAUCGAUGCAUAAAACUAAGGUGACGUGCACGUGUCAACUGACCCUGGGGUCAAUUAGCGGUUCUUUGGGGCAAAAUAACCUCAAAAUAAUCAAUCUAUUUUACAAGCAUUCGCGAGAACACCAGACUAACUUUCAGAUAACGUUGAAGUACUAUAUCUCAUUAGGUAGUAAGCGGGAUUUGGGGUGAUUUGGAGAAUUCCCCCAUAUAGAAAAUUCGAUUUUGGUUUUAGCGGUAAAUUGUUGUAUUUAUAAGCAUUAUGCAAAUUACGUUUCAAAAUUUUGCUGGUUCGUCGAUGUUUUAUGCUCUAAAUCUAAAAAAUGUGCCGUUGAGAAAUUGUUAGAUAUCUGCUUUUUGAGAUUUAAGUGGAAGAUUGCCGAUAUAUUCGCUCGUUUAUGAAAGUCAGCUCAUUUCUGUCGCUAGGCUAUAUAUUGCCGUGUUCGGCGGCUAAUUUUAGGUCCGCAGACCGUUGAAAUUGAAAAUCUUAAAUAAUUCCCAAACUCGGCCGCAUUUUGAAAUUUAAACCUCAGCAGUGUUAUAAACUCAUUAAAACCUUAUUACAGACUGAAAAUGAGGGUAAGUUAGGUUUUGAGCUGUGGCCACGAUUUGCCGAUUUUGCUCGAUUUUUCUGUGCAUUCGCUCUUAAGACCCUGAGUAUUGGUCCGGCCCCGGGAAUCGAACUCGCGGCCUCCCGCUCUGCAGUCAAGCGCUCUACCGACUGAGCUAUUCCUGCCGCGUUUUUUAUUGGUCAGUAAGAUUAAAAUGAUAGGAAUGAUUCCUAGCAUUUUGAUCUUACUGACCAAUAAAAACGUCGCAUUAAUGUAGUCCGUCACAAUUUGUGAACAAAAUUCAAAGAUCUGUACACAGCCAAGGAGCUUCAAACAUAAACUGCAGCACCGUCAUUUUGCUCUUGAUUUUUACUUCCUUUCAUAACCAGUCACCUCUACUAACUAUGGUUUUAUGUAAUUCUACCGUGGUGCGUUGAAAGUAUGUUUUUCUCUUCGAAUUCCUUUUAUAUAGGAACGCCUUAAAAGACUUCCACAAAUAAUAGACGCAGCGGAGAAGGUCGUACAGUUGGUAAGGCCAAAGAUAUGACAUAGAUACUACCACAAAUAUAAUUUAUGCCCCAUUUGCACAAACUAGAUAAUUAUGUUUCUUUGAUCAAACUAGGUUUUAAAAAUAGAAAAUAGUAUCAGAAAACUAGAACACAUGCUUUUACGCAGAAUUCAAAUGAAGUUUAACGCGUUACGUAAAUAAGCAGAUUUUACACAAGUUUAAGCUUUGGGGUGAAUGGCACUUCCGUUACAGGCUUGCGAAAGGGAGUAGUUGGAGCCUUGACACCCAAUACCCAGAUAUGGUCUUCAGGUCGUCAGGCUGAAAUAUGAUUGCGAAAAUCCGAAUGCAAGCCCAGUUAGUCCUCUGUUAACUUUGCUAUGCAUACACUUUUAAAAACGCGAUCGACCUUUAGUUCGUUCUGGCUCUAUUGGGGAUAUGAAUCAUCUUCUGAUCAACAGUGAUUUAGUGAAAAAGAAACAUGUAAAUAGAAGCUUAAAACGUGGACGGUUCGGCAUCAUCGCAACCUUGACUUUCUGCGCUUUUAUUUACAUUAAUCAUCUUACCUUCUUUAUGUGAGACGUGCCAAGACACAUUACCCCCACCACCCCCCGUCCCCGCAACAAAAACAAAAAAGAUUUCAUGCAAGUCAGACCCAAAUUAACCAAGGGACAGGCGAAGCACCUUGCUUGAGCCCUGAUAUUCUUGCAGUAAUUGUUUGUUCGACUGAGCAGCCGAGCGUUGCUGGUUCACUUCGGUGCCGUUUGGGCAAAACAAAAGUAAUUAUGAACGGACGAAUGAUAUCUCAUAUCUUGAAGAAAGCACGUGUACAACAGCAGGCAACAAGUGCGAGAAACGCGCUAAAGGUUGCCCCAAACUCAGUCUCAUUUUCCCUCUUGAUUCGUUGACAAGUUGGUACCAAGCUAGACUUGCUACAAGUCGACCUCUCUUGGCGAGCGGAAGGAGUCUUUUUUGGCCGCGAAGCGGCGGACCACGAGCGACGAAGUCGCGAGAACAUAUGGAAUCCGACGAAGGACUGUUUUGAAAGUCUAGUACCAGGCUUCCAAUUGUUCAAAAGGAGGAAAUUGCUGUCCACUGGAGAAAUUUCUAUCCAGCGGAUGACGUAGUUGGUGUAUAUUUAUCUACUGGAUAGCGGUGGUUGCUCUAUCCACCCUUUGUAGGAAUCACAAGCAUAGUGAUGCAAAACUAAAUCAAAAACGAAAACCGCUUUAUUUUAAGGUCUUAAUUGAUUGAGCAACGUUUUUGUCCCAUCUGUGUUUAGAUAGACCGCGUUGACCUAUCCAGCUAUUUCGGCAUGAAAACUGAUCUACGCCCAGAUGCCGCCACCAUCAAGAGGUACUCUUCGCCUUGUUUGUAUACUGUUUUUAACGAAUGAUCUCACUACUCCGCGCGCGAGGGACGGUCGGAAGAGCGCAAAUGCGUGAAUGCCUCUUUCUCUCUCCCAUUCCCAUCAUUCCCUGCGCACUGUCUUUCCCAUCUCUCCCCAGCCUCCUGGUGGCACAAGGAGGCCUCUGUUGAGGCAGAGGUAGCUGAUGAUGUGAUAUUCGGUAAAGAAAUAUCAAAUAUCGCAAAUGAUUGAAAAAAAAAACACAAACGUUUCGGGUUUAUGACCCUUCUUCGGUGUGAGAAAAAACCGUUGAGGGGAGAGAUGUAUGAUGAUAUCAUUAUGUUAUCAUCUUUGGGACCCAAUGUUGUAGUGAAUUUCAAGUUUAAAGAAUGAAUGGAGUUGCAGAAGGAAUGAACUACUCCCAACCAUAAACAGUUUUAUAGUUAGAAUAAACGGUAAAUAUGAAAUAGAAAAAUAUAUUUUCACUAAGAAUAAGAAUUUACAAAAAUUAAUGGACAAAUGGACUUUGUAAUCUAGGUAGUUUUUCUUCUUUUGAAAACAUGAUUAGUUUCUUCUUUUUAGGAUAGCACUUGUAAAUAACAGUAGGCAUUGCCUUGUGUGUAAUAGGACAAUUGCACGAUGACGAUAUUUGACUACAACUACCACAAUUCAUUUCGGUUUUGCUUUGUUAUUUAAAUUUGUCAAUCCCGCUGAGGAUUACAGAACAAUAGCCUUAAUUUGCAUAAGAAAACAACAAACUCAAGGAUUCUGGUAGUUGUAGUCAAAUGACGUCAUCGUGCAAUUGUCCUAUUGUGGAAUUGCACGUGUGCUUAGGUGUGUAGUAAGUUUGUGCAUGUGAUAAUAAUUGUAAUUGUUGUAAUUGUUGUACUUUGGAAUAGCAAAUGAAAUUAAAAAAAAAAAAGUUUAAAGAAUGAAAAUGACUCUUUGACGGAUCUGUUACAAGUUAGUUUAAAAUGCUAAGGUUACAAACGUGUUCUGUAAACGAGCGAAUUCAAGUGAAGUCACGUCGUCCAUUGUGGUGUGCUGAAAAUAGCGGCAUAACGGUGUACCAUUUCAAUCCUGUGGGAGUUGAACUCUCCAAGAAAUAAAAAAACUUUCUUUUGUUCCAAGAAAUUUAACGUAGUCGUGGUCACGAGAAAGGAAGCAGCUUCAUUUUUCAUUGUUAGAUUUAUUCCAGUUGUCCACCAAUUAUGGAGCGUUUUCACAUGACGUCACGGCGGCCAUAUUGGUGUUCCAAACCAAUCCUAUAGGAGUUGAACUCUUUUCUUAUGUAAACACUCUCGUUUGUUCCCAUAAAUUUGUAUAGAUGCUGGUCACGUGAGUGAAAACGCUCUAUUAAAGUGGGGAUUGGUUGUCGUAUACUGUUUGUACUUGAGUGAAAAGCUCUCGCUUUCAGCGUUUAAAGCAUGUAUUAUAAUACCAGUUUAGCGUAUAUUUUGGGGGGCUGAUGAAUCGAGUCCUCUGCUAUCUUGCGGCUUACAAAUUCUGAUUCCUGGUUUAUUCUGUCUUUAAUAGUGAGAAGGAGAACCAGAAAGCUGCGCUUGUGGAUGCGUUAUGUCGUAAGGUAAGGUUGGCAUAAAAGUUCGAUUAUAAGAUCUUAUAAGUCUGUUAAAUGCGUAUUCAUCAUACACCCUAUUUUAUUGAAUGCUAGUGGUGUAGCAAAAAAAAAGGCGGUACGUGAAAAGUGCAAGAAACGAGGGCCUCUCGAGUUUGCGCCCUCGCUUCUCGCGGCUUGCAGUUUCGUCGUUCGCCGCUUGGCAAUCAGUGUAAGGAUAGACUUCCAUUGUCGCGUAACUUUCACAUAAGUACGCACGUAAAUUGUACGCGCCUGAAUGAAAUAGAGGCAGUGUAUGGAAGGUCACGCGUAAAUGUUAAAGUUGAACGGGGUCAACUUUUACAUUUACGCGUGACCUUCCAUACAUUGCCUCUAUUUUAUCAACGCGCGUAAAAUUUACGUGCGUACUUACGUGAAAGUUAUGCGACAAUGGAAAUCUACCCUAAGAGCUCUCUUACGAAACACGCGUUUGCUACACGCCACUUAGCGGUCUUUCCCUGUAGCUGGUCAACUGAAAUGCACGCUGACAAGAAUUGUUUAGUAAGUUUGGGAAAAGAGAAAACUGUUUUUUCUUUUUCAUUACACGGCAUAAACAGAUGAUGGAAACUUCUGAUUGUGCAUGAUAAAACUAACCAUCCGACAUAACAAUGACAAGUGCUUGACCCAUAUGUUUUUAGGGAAUUGCUUAUGCUGAUAUGAUUCUAAGUAAACCUUCAGACGCCAUCAGCAGCGACCAGCCUUCAGGUAUGUUUUCGAUCACGUACGUUUGAAUUUCGUUUGAACUUCCCUAAACUAACCCCGCUACAAUCUGUCAGUCCGAUAAACCACUCAGGCAAUGUUCACACUAUACUAGAGUAUGAACAGCAACGACACAAAACUGGUACAAGUCGUUCACACACGGCAAACAUCGUGUCGAAGGGGUUGACCGAGAGAUGGCCGAGAGUCUGGCCGAGACGGUGUGGUUCUCUAAAUCCCAGUCCUCACUCCCGAACGUUACCUUCCGUCUCAGAUGAUUCCAGUCCCCGCUCCCACUUAAUAGAGAGCUUUAGAUUGGAGGACAAGGACGACUACGACUAAGAGAUUUGACUUAAAGUGUUUUCGCGUAUUCUUUAAAUACAGACUCCCCGGAAAGCUUCAUUUUACCAUUCUUCACUAGAAAAGUUAGCACUGUUACCUUUAGUGAAGGAGGUUAACGCCCUCUCCCGGUAGCAAAAUGAUAAAACUUCUACCCUUCUGGAACUUGUUUCCGCCACUUCGACAUUCUCGCAAAGACUCGUAGUAGAGUGACGACGGCUACCACGUUUUCCCGCCAAAAUGACGCUGGUUCACGCGCGAGCACUACCCAUUACUGAGGAAAUCUCGUGCUCGUAGUCGUACUCGUCUUAGAAUCUAAAGCUGUCCAUUAACUUCCGCUACGGUCCGAAUUCCUGUUCGCGCAACACCAAAGUGUGACACAGAACCUAUCCGAUCUGUGACGCUCCCCUUUCGAGAUCAGCGCGGCUCAGCUUCCCUUAGCCUCCCACACAGACGAUCUUAAGGCUUCGUGGGGCAGGAACGCGUGACGAACCCCUAAGAACGUCUGCGUGGGAGGCUAAGCUUCCCUCCGCUGCAGAAAUCACGUCGACAUAACCGUUCUUAUGCCUGAACGGAAGCCCUAUCCGUUAUGGUUUUCGUGCCGGCGCUAAAGCUAUCUGGUAAAGUGUGAACAUAACCCAGAUCCUCGUAACGUGAUGAGAUUAAUCGAGUAACACGGAUACAAAUUCACCUUGGAUAAAAGCGCUCCUUGGAUUGUAAGUUUUUAAAAUCUUCAGACUGGGAGCCGAAAGUGCCCUUUUAUUAAGACUACGUUCAGACAAAAAAUUGAUGCAUAUUUGAUAUUUCUUGGCAGUUGAACAAGAUGUCAGUAGUUCAGAGGACAAAACAGGGACCUACGACGCAAUUUGUGAGUACCAUUUUUGUGAACAUUUCUCUCUACCUGUACCAUCUUAAAGCGUUAAGUCUUCACAACGUGUAAUCAAUUGCAGGACGUCAAGAGAAUUGAGGAUUUCGUGCCGCCUAAACUAAUUUCGUGAUAUACCCUUUGUCAACGUCACAUCUAUCAAGUCAUGAAUUAAGGAUAGCGCUAAAAAAGAGAAUUUGCUUACUGACUCUCCAGAUAGAAGUAAAGUAAAGUAAAUUAUCUUAUUUUUUUUCCAUAUUUUGCCCUAACAAUUGUUCUUCCCUAGGCCAGGUUCGAGCCUCACGGCAUAAGAGACCUUAAAAUUUUAAGACGAAGACGGCUACGAGAACGAGAUUUACUCAAUACUAAGUAGUGCGCGCGGGUGAACCAGCGUCAUUCUGGCGGGAAAACUUGAUAGCCGUCGUCAUUCCACUACCAAUUUUAUCGAAAUGUCGUCGUGACGGAUACAAGUUGUCAAAUGUUUGAAGUUUUAUCAUUUUUCGUUUGGGAGAAGGGUUAACAUUACUGUGUGAACUUUUCUGGUGAAAAAAAUAAAAUAAAAUAAAAUGAAACUUUUUUUCGGGUUGUCUGUUUUUUAAGAAUACGCAAAAGAAACUUUAAGUCAAAUCUCGUCCUUGCAGUCAUCCUCGUCCCCGAUCUCCCGGCGGCAAUAUCUACAGAAACGCCUGGAUAUAAGCUCUGACUGCGUGAGCACCUGCCUCCUGCGAGGCUUUAAAGACAAACGAGAUGCGUGGGAGCUGGACACAAGCGAGAUAAGCGAGAGAGAAUGACUCGAAAGAGCGCAGGGCGCCAGCGGGGAGUCACUCCUUUUCUCCCGUGCUUUACUUAAUAAUUAACUCAAAUAUUCCACCCUCCCCUACCCCCACCAAAAAAAGAUCGUGAGCCAGAGGGGACGAGGCAGCGUAAGCACCGUAAAUCGCAAUCAGCCUUUACUAUUUUACCUUCUUCUCAAGGCUUAAGUUUGAGCGUGCAAGGAUAGGGUCCCCUCCCCUCCCCCCAACCUCCCGCCCCAUCCCCAUCGGCCGCCUGGCAGCAUCAUUGCUAGCGGCAAUCUUUGACGUUAAGACCACGAUCCUUUUAUGUUUCUAAUUUUUAUUCUUUUCACUUCUAUUAGAUGACAAAAUAAGCGAAACUUUCAACGAGCUUGUCAAAUGGGUGGACGUUUCAGAUGCAAAAGUAAGUGUAACAGGAACGUAUGUUAUGUUUUGAGUUCAAGGCAACACAAAACACGGAGAUAGUCACUCAGUAAUUGCAAAGCUGUCACCAUUAUAAAAAGGGCGUUUUUAAAAUCCUGCACCACAAAACGUUUACAUUGCCAUAAUGUGAGAACUUAUACAUGAAACUAUCUACAAUCAUGAUACACUGCAUUACAAACAAUAAUUACAAUGAUCGAGGUUUACAAUUCACUUACAAAAGAAAUACCUACAGCAGAGAAGGGGUCCCAGUGGAAUCUAUUCAUGUUUCCAGUAGAAUAAAUUCGUGUGUAUUGAACAAUCCUCGUAUGCUAGUGAGCAAAGAGUGGGCAUUCUUGAGACGGACUAAGAGAAUGCCAAAAAUUACUGUACUCCACAUGCAACUUUCAUUUUCAGGUCUUGCCGUUUUACAUUCGCCGAGCGGAAGCACUGAAACUCUACGGUUUGGCACUUAAGGCCUCCAUGAAACAAAAUGGAGACGGCAAUCCCAAGGCAGCUGACGAGAAGAAUAUUGAGGUAUAAAUGUGCUCUCUUUUUUUCGGUCUUGAAGCGUAAAUAAUUUUUUUAAUAUUCAGAGCUACACUCUUUGCUAGGAUUACUCUUGCCUGUAAGCAAGCUUUCCGGGCUGCUUUGGCCGUCAUCCCCGUACCCCCGGGAACUCCGAUAGAGUUUGCUUGCUGGCUAGGAUUACUCCGGCUGCUAACUGGACACUACUUUGUGCAAAGCUUGCUGCGGCGAAGUCGCAUUCCUUUGAGGGCUCAUACAAUUUUUUUUUGUUGUCAUUUUUCAGUUGUGCGAGAAGCUCGGUUGGGAACAUUGUGCCAACUCCAUCAGAGCAAGCCUUCUAAUCAAGUAUCCUGCAAAAUAUCAACCCUUUUAAUCAGUUCUUCAUGUUAGACUCACUGAGUUUUACAUUUCACACGCCACGUGGACAUCUCCCAUAAUGCACCUUAUUUGCCCCCCCCAAAAUUUUGUAUCUCCUUUGUUUUUCAUUUCUCCUGGGCCCAGUUGUUCGAAGGCCGAUUAGCGCUUAACCCUGGUUUCUCUUUCGUGUGUUCAAAAGCAUUUUCUGGGAUAAUUUUCUCCGUUAUAUUUAAAGCUUUCAAUCAUCAACUUGUGGACAAAAAGAAUUAAAACUGAACAACUCGGCCCUGGGUAUUACAGCCGUCCCAAGAGAAAUUGAAAACAAAGCUUAUGCAAAAUUUGGGGGUUGGGUGGGGGGGCAAAUAAGGUGCAUUAUGGGAGUUGUGCAAGUAGCGUAUUUUUAGGUCGGUAGGAAGAUGCUUCCGAAACACAAGCAACCACUCAAUAAUCUUAACAUAAUGCAACCGGGAUAAAUUUUGGUGUCGUUUUUAUUACAUCCAGAAUGGAAGAAAUAUUUUUCUCAUUUUUUCAGUUCUCGAGCAAUAUUUUCUACUGGAUUGUUAGGAGAUAUGAAUACUGCCGGACUGUUGUUUUAUUUGAAAAGCUAAACAUCAGGAUUUUCAGUUAGAACCAAUACAACUUGUAUAGCAUUCUAAACAGAAUCCAACUAGCUUUCACUAUUGCGAAAGAUUAUUUCGUUUCAUAAAUUGAUACUGAAUAGUUUUGAAUCGUGAAUCAACAAGAUCUUAACUUUUUCGCUCCAACUUGGUAUGUAGGGUAUUAUUCUAAGUGUAAUGACUCCUUUGAAAAAAAGAACAGACAGGGAGGAGGAAAGGACGGGCGGACGGAUGGACGAACGAAAGAAAGGAUGCAGUGAAAGGUUCGGCUCAGUGCUGUCAGUAGCCCGGGAUUGUGGGUUCCUGAUUUAGUCCAUAUUUUUGCAAUUGUAGCAAUGUUUUAGUAAAGAAAGAAAAAAUCCCAACACGCAAUAUUUGUUCGUCUUCGUACUUGUUUUCUUUCUUUUUCACAAAAAAGUGUUAAAAUCUACACUUCCUUGGGGCCUUCUUGCGAAGGCUUGAAUCUUUUAGGUGACAACGUCAGUGAUAUAUGUGUAUUUCAGCUAGUCUGCUACACAGCCGUUUUUAGUGUCGUCACGCAACGCUCCUCUGGGGAAGAGCGUUAUGUGACGACUCUUAAA
Molecule: messenger RNA, 42622 nt
Organism: Porites lobata
Lineage: Eukaryota; Metazoa; Cnidaria; Anthozoa; Scleractinia; Poritidae
Source: the annotation of a GenBank genome assembly